Molecule: messenger RNA, 267 nt
Organism: Talaromyces stipitatus ATCC 10500
Lineage: Eukaryota; Fungi; Ascomycota; Eurotiomycetes; Eurotiales; Trichocomaceae
Exons: 2
Coding region: 1-267 (88 amino acids)
Source: RefSeq, a predicted model, not a curated record
AUGAACAACUAUUCUGUGGUCAAUCAUGUUGCCUCAUCGUUCUUCUUGGACGAAAAGGUCACAGAUGGCCAAAAGGAAGUGGUUGAGCUGACUUUACAGGGACCACAACAUGUCUUGGAGCAAGUCCAAGGCGAGAAGCUGGUGACCUCGAUUGUUGGUGUGACUUUUGACAAUUACGCCGAUGGUUAUCGCCACGUGUUACGUACCAGCUUUGUCGCGGAAUGGGAAAACAAAAGGGCGAAGUCGCGAGAGUUGACGCCGAAUUGA